Ochlerotatus camptorhynchus is the source of this 867-nucleotide messenger RNA. It is a transcript of the gene Sld5, whose product is annotated as DNA replication complex GINS protein Sld5. NCBI's taxonomy places the organism in Eukaryota, Metazoa, Arthropoda, Insecta, Diptera, Culicidae. The record is from RefSeq and is a predicted model, not a curated record. Gene Ontology annotation, biological process: double-strand break repair via break-induced replication; DNA-templated DNA replication. Bases 114 to 791 code for a protein of 225 amino acids. The transcript has 2 exons. Gene Ontology annotation, cellular component: GINS complex.
AGUUUUGUGGAAAUUUUAGAUAAGUUUUAUUAUUAAUUUUACGUUUCGUGAACCUUUCUGCACAGAGGUACAAUUAGUGUGUUAUCGAAAUUAAAUCGUGAGACAAGCUAUAAAUGGAUCGAGUGAUCGAUGAUAUGGCCACAGAAGAAGCUGAAAAUCUGAACCCUUCCCAAGAUGAGGAGGACGAGGAAGAAAUCCCGAUGACUGCACAGCAGUUGCUGGAAAAUCUCCAACGUGCAUGGAUGAAUGAGAAGUUUGCCGUGCAGCUGCUGCCGUACGAAGAGGCCAUCGUGGACAUGGUCAUGAGUCAACUUGUGCACAUGGAGGAUAAUUUGGCCAGUACGAAUAAGAACGAUAUGCUGUACAUCGCUCAUCGGAUGGAAGUGGAACGGAUAAGGUACGUCCUGGCAAGUUAUCAUCGGUGUCGGUUGCAAAAAAUAGAGGAGUACACUUUUCACAUUCUGGAAGAAGAAUCCAAACGGCCGGAGGGUGACAAGAGGCUGUCGGCAGGGGAGUUCCAGUUUGCAACGGAUUUUUAUAAAAGUAUGGAGAGCCAUUUCAAUCAGCUGGCGGUGCGCCAUAUGCCUCAGAAUCACCAGGAUGAUGAACAUGUCCGCAGGGUUGUACCGAACAUCGACGGCCACGUCUUCAUACGGGCCAAGGAGAGUGUGGCAGAAUUUUCGAUUAGUGCCGAUCAUGAAACGAUCAACAUCGCCGCAGGGUCGAUCCAUAUGUUUAAGUAUAGGGACGUGGAACCGUUAGUGAUGGAGGGAAUAGUUGAAUUAAUUUAAUUUGUUUAUUUGUUUAUUUGAAUAAGAGCUUAUUGUGAGAAAUCCAUGAAAUCGGUAUGAGUCUGAGUGUUACCGU